AUUCCUAGAUUACUGUUAUUCACUUUCAUUCAAUUCGAUUCCAAGAACCCUCACAAUUUUUACAUGAUUCUCAGAUUCCUAAGAGAUUGCUUAUUUCACAGUCGUGAUAAGACCGGCAUUAUCUUCUCCACUGUUACUCUGUUAAAUUUGAUAUUGUGAUUUCAGAUUUGUGCUUUUUGUUACCUGAAUGCAUCAUCAAGCUAUAAUCGGGAAACCGACGCUAGUUCCAGCAAAUGGCCUUUUCUCACACCCACACCCGACCUCUGCUCAAAACCCUAGACUGGCUGUAAUUCGUUCCGUCUCGCCCAACAGAAGUAGUAGGGCUCGCUGUUCGGUUCUCAAUAAUCGGGGGAUAGAAAUUCCGGCGCCAAAGCUCCGGCGUUUCAACGACUCCGGCGAAGACCGCCGCCUCAGGGCCGUCGGAGUUAAGGACAUCGAUGUCGCGACGCUAGGGAACCUCUGCGUUGAUAUUGUUCUCAAUGUCCCUAAACUGCCGCCCAAACCCCAUGACAAGCGCAAGGCUUACAUGGAUGAGCUUUCCAAAACUCCCCCAGAUAAGGAAUACUGGGAAGCUGGUGGCAACAGCAAUGUAGCAAUAGCAGCAGCGAGACUUGGGCUUUGCUGUACUACAAUUGGUCACGUUGGCAAUGAUGUCUAUGGACGUUUCUUCUUAGAUGUGCUUCAUAGUGAAGGAAUCAGUAUGGUUGGGAUGAAUGAACCGAGUGAUGACGUUGAUAGCUCCAGUGCUGCCUACGAAACUCUGCUUUGCUGGGUCCUGGUGGAUCCUUUACAAAGACAUGGUUUUUGCAGCCGAGCAGAUUUUAGUGAGGAUCCUGUAUACAGUUGGAUGACUAAGUUGUCUGCUGAAGUAAAGAUGGCUAUAAAACGAUCAAAAAUCCUAUUCUGCAAUGGUUAUGACUUUGAUGAGCUCUCUCCUAGCCUGCUUGAAUCUGCUUUGGACUUUGCGGUUGAAGCUGAAACAUCUAUCUUUUUUGACCCUGGUCCAAGGGUGACCCUUGUUUCAGGAAGACCUGAAGAACAGAGAGCAGUUGACAAAUUCUUCAAGAUGAGUGAUGUGCUUCUUUUGACUUCUGAAGAGGCAGAGUCAUUGACUGGCAUUGAAAAUCCAAUUAUGGCGGGGCAAGAGUUGCUAAAGAAAGGAGCCCGUCUUAAGUGGGUGAUUGUUAAGAUGGGUGCAAAGGGUUCGAUUUUGAUCACCAAAUCAAGUAUAACCUGUGCCCCUGGAUUCAAGGUGGAUGUUAUUGACACCGUUGGGUGUGGAGACAGCUUUGUGGCUGCCGUUGCAUUUGGUUUUAUACACAACGUGCCAUUGGUAUAUACUCUAACCCUCGCAAAUGCAGUGGGCGGUGCAACUGCUAUGGGUUGUGGCGCUGGUAGAAAUGUCGCGACCCUAGAGCAAGUGAAGGAACUCAUGAGAAGAUCAGAUAUUAACGAGGAUGAAAAGCUAUGGGAGGAGUUACUUAGUGAUAGUCUAGGAACGUUAGAAGUAAAUUUACUCUUGAGAUCGGUCAUAGACCAGAACAGCCCACAGCUUAACGUAGUUCCCCUGCAAAGGGCGGUCUCUGAAAUUCUACCCAAGCUCUUACCUGCUCAGUCAAAGAUGGCUGUCGCUUCUUCACUGUCAUGAACAGACGUUAUGAUGGUAGAUUGGUUAUCUUUGCUAUAGUCAACAUACGAUUACUAUCGCCUUACUACUCACCACCAAAACACAGCUCGAGAUUGGAGAUGAAUGGUAAGUCGAGACAAUAGUUUUAGUUUCAGGGAAGGGUGCUCAAUAUUGUGGGUUGUAUUUUUACCAUCUUGAUGAUUAAACAAACUGAUAGCACAUGAUUUACACAAACAAUUCUUGUAAUUUUCUCGGCACAUCAGUGAGAAUAGCGUUUUAGAUGCAUUAUUCUUGUUUAGUCA
Ipomoea triloba (trilobed morning glory) is the source of this 1929-nucleotide messenger RNA. RefSeq names its product probable fructokinase-4. The record is from RefSeq and is a predicted model, not a curated record. The transcript is spliced from 5 exons. Lineage: Eukaryota; Viridiplantae; Streptophyta; Magnoliopsida; Solanales; Convolvulaceae. Bases 188 to 1648 code for a protein of 486 amino acids.